AUGACAGACAACCAGAACCCAGGCAACUUCGCCAACCGUUCUCAGGAAGAGGUCCAGAACAUCGCCUCCAAGGGUGGCCAGUCGAGCCAUCAAGGCGGCUUUGCCUCCAUGGACGCCGAGAAGCAGAAGGACAUUGCAUCCAAGGGCGGCCAGGCCAGCGGAGGGUCGUUCGAGCCUGGUAGUGAGAAGGCGAAGGAGGCUGGGCAGAAGGGUGGUUCGAAGUCGUAG
This is a messenger RNA of Saxophila tyrrhenica, 228 nucleotides long. RefSeq names its product conidiation-specific expression protein (gene CON10). The transcript has 3 exons. The record is from RefSeq and is a predicted model, not a curated record. NCBI's taxonomy places the organism in Eukaryota, Fungi, Ascomycota, Dothideomycetes, Mycosphaerellales, Extremaceae. The coding region runs from base 1 to 228 and encodes 75 amino acids.